UGGUAGACCCACCGGAAGGGGCGGCUCUACGGGAAGGGGCAGCCAGGGGCGCUGGUGGCCCCUCCCUGGAAGUCCAGCGCGCUCGAUGUUGCCCGCGGACACCGCGCGCCGGCUGGUGGCCGAGCUGCAGGGCGCCCUCGACGCCUGCGCAGAACGACAGCGGCAGCUAGAUCGGAGCCUCAGCAUCUCCCGAAGGCUGCUGCAGGCCUGGGAACCAGCUGGGACCCUGGCUCCUGAGCCAUCUCCAAGACCGGAAAAUAAGGAAGAGGACCUGACUUCAGCUUACACACCAAGCACCCAGGACCUCAAGGAGCUGGAACUUCUGACCCAGGCACUGGAGAAGGCAGUACGGAUUCGGAAAGGCAUCUCUAAGACUGGAGAAAGAGACAGAACUCCACGCCUGAAAUCUAGGCCCAUUUCGGUCUCUUCUGGCGCCACUGCAUCAGUUCCACCCCAGGCCUCAAGCCGGGCUGGCAGCCGUGCCUCAGGAGCAAGACCUACCAAGGGCAUCCACCAGUCUAGGGUGCUUGACAAGGACCAACCUGAGCAUAGGUUUCUGUCAGUGGGAGAUAGUUCCCAUAUGGCAAUAGAAGCCCAGGCCACUAGCUGUGGGCCAGGCCUCAGGCAUGAACAAAUGGUCCAAUCAGCUGCUCCUCAGAUGGCGGAAACUUUCACACUCAAGGAGAAAGGGACCCUGCUGCAACUGCCUGUGAACUUCAGGAAGGUGGCUUCCCAGAACUCCCGUCUAUGGGCCCAACUUAACUCAACGCAGACCAGUGACUCCACAGAUGCCACCAGCACUGCCAAAGCCCAGUUUCUGCAGAAGCUGCAGGGGACUUCAGGCUGGCCUGGCCCCAGGCUCAGUGCCAUGGAGAUAGAGGUGGAGGCUCAGCGCUUGCGGAAGGCCUGUGUGCUGCUGAGGCUGCGCAUGCAGCAGGAGCUCUCCUCAGCCCCCGCUGACUGGAUGCAGGAGUACAGCUGCCUGCUCAUCCUGGAAGGGCUGCAGGCCAUCGUUGGGCAGUAUCUUCAGAGACUGCAGGUGCUGCGUGCAGCUGUAAGGGAACAGCUGCCAGGACCAUGUCUUGUGGAGAGGCCCCCCCAGGCUUCAUCACCCUGUGGAGGUGGAGUGGACCCCUCCUGGAGCCCCCAGCUCCUCCUCUACUCCAGCACCCAGGAACUACAGACCCUGGCAACCUUGAAGCUGCGGGUGGCCAUGCUGGACCAGCAGAUCCACCUGGAAAAGGUCCUAAUGGCUGAACUCCUCCCCCUGGUGAGCACCCAGGAGCCACAGGGUCUGGCACUAUACCGAGCUGUACACAGUCUGCUCUGCGAGGGAGGCGAGCGCUUCCUCACCAUCCUGCGAGAUGACCCUGCUUACUGAAUCCAUCCCUGGGCUAUCCAGAGCCCGCCGACUCAGGCCUCAGGACCCUGGAGCAGGCAGGCCUCUUAGGGAAAGUCCCCUUCUCCUGGAGGGGUGAAGUGAACAGGUAUUGAAGAUAAUUUUCCUGGUUUGGUGGAUCUGGGGGCCCAGAGACACCUAUACCUUGCCAGGAAAUCUGGGAUUUUUGCCAGGGGCCUAGUAGAGCCUUUCUUAACUACGUCUUUUCUCUUGCUGUAGAUCUAAAAAUCUCCUGUGUGAUAUUAAAACUGCUUUAGGAAGUGCAUACAUUUAAAUCUAAGGUGGGACGUGU
Messenger RNA from Sciurus carolinensis (gray squirrel), 1691 nucleotides. It is a transcript of the gene Tedc2, whose product is annotated as tubulin epsilon and delta complex 2. The coding region runs from base 86 to 1381 and encodes 431 amino acids. The transcript has 10 exons. The record is from RefSeq and is a predicted model, not a curated record. Lineage: Eukaryota; Metazoa; Chordata; Mammalia; Rodentia; Sciuridae.